CUCUGCGGCCGCCGCCGCCGCUGGUGGGGGAGACGCGGGGUUGGGGGGGGAGGAGGGCGCGCGUGGUGCCGGCGGGGAGCGGCGGCGCCCCCUCCUCCUCCUCCUCCUCCUCCACCUCCAGCGCCGCGGGCUCCUCGGACAUGGCCGCGGCGGUGGCGGUGGCGGCCGCGUCCCGGCGGCAGUCGUGCUACCUGUGUGACUUGCCCCGCAUGCCCUGGGCCAUGAUCUGGGACUUCACCGAGCCCGUGUGCCGCGGCUGCGUCAACUACGAGGGCGCCGACCGCGUCGAGUUCGUCAUCGAGACGGCGCGGCAGCUCAAGCGGGCGCACGGCUGCUUCCCGGAGGGCCGCUCCCCGCCGGGCGCCGCGGCCCCCGCCGCCGCCAAGCCGCCGCCGCUCUCGGCCAAGGACAUCCUCCUGCAGCAGCAGCAGUUGGGCCACGGCGGCCCCGAGGCGACCCCGCGCGCCCCGCAGGCCCUGGAGCGCUACCCCCUGGCGGCCGCCGCGGAGCGGCCCCCGCGCCUCGGCUCCGACUUUGGCGGUAGCCGCCCGGCUACAGGCCUGGCCCAGCCGCCGACGCCGCAGCCGCCGCCCGUAAACGGCAUCCUGGUGCCCAACGGCUUCUCCAAGCUGGAGGAGCCCCCGGAGCUGAACCGCCAGAGCCCGAACCCGCGGCGCGGGCACGCCGUGCCGCCCACGCUGGUGCCGCUCAUGAACGGCUCGGCCACGCCGCUGCCCGCCGCGCUCGGCCUCAGCGGCCGCGCCGCCGCCUCGCUGGCCGCCGUGUCCGGGGCCGCGGCCGCCGGCCUGGGCUCGGCGCAGCCCGCCGAACUGAGCUCGCACAAGCGGCCGGCGUCCGUGUCUAGCAGCGCGGCCGUGGAGCACGAGCAGCGCGAGGCGGCGGCCAAGGAGAAGCAGCCGCCGCCGCCCUCGCAUCGCGGCGCGCCCGACAGCUUGGCCGCCGCGGCCGGGGCCACCGAGCUGGGCGCCGAGGGCGCGAGCAAAGGCCGCGGGCCCGGAGAGCAGGACUGGGUCAACAGGCCCAAGACCGUGCGAGACACGCUGCUGGCGCUGCACCAGCACGGCCACUCGGGGCCCUUCGAGAGCAAGUUUAAGAAGGAGCCGGCCCUGACUGCAGGCAGGUUGUUGGGUUUCGAGGCCAACGGGGCCAACGGGUCUAAAGCAGUUGCAAGAACAGCAAGGAAAAGAAAGCCUUCUCCAGAACCAGAAGGUGAAGUCGGGCCCCCUAAGAUCAAUGGAGAGGCACAGCCAUGGCUGUCCACACCCACAGAAGGGCUCAAGAUCCCCAUUACUCCUACAUCCUCUUUUGUGUCUCCACCGCCACCCACUGCCUCACCUCAUUCCAACCGGACCACACCGCCUGAAGCGGCUCAGAACGGCCAGUCGCCCAUGGCAGCCCUGAUCUUAGUAGCAGACAAUGCAGGGGGCAGUCAUGCCUCGAAAGAUGCCAACCAGGUUCACUCCACUACCAGGAGGAAUAGCAGCAGUCCACCCUCUCCGUCCUCUAUGAACCAAAGAAGGCUAGGCCCCAGAGAGGUGGGGGGCCAGGGGGCAGGCAGCACAGGAGGACUGGAGCCAGUGCAUCCUGCCAGCCUCCCAGACUCUUCUCUGGCAGCCAGUGCCCCUCUGUGCUGCACCCUCUGCCACGAGCGGCUGGAGGACACCCACUUUGUGCAGUGCCCGUCUGUCCCUUCGCACAAGUUCUGCUUCCCUUGCUCCAGACAAAGCAUCAAACAGCAGGGAGCUAGUGGAGAGGUCUAUUGUCCCAGUGGGGAAAAAUGCCCUCUUGUGGGCUCCAAUGUCCCCUGGGCCUUUAUGCAAGGGGAAAUUGCAACCAUCCUUGCUGGAGAUGUGAAAGUGAAAAAAGAGAGAGACUCGUGACUUUCCGGUUUCAGAAAAACCCAAUGAAUUACCCUUAACUAAAACUGCUUGAAUUGUGUAUAUAUCUCCAUAUAUAUAUAUAUAUAUAUAUAUAUAUAUAUAUAUAUAUAUAUAUACACACACACACACACUCACACACACAUAUAUAUAUAUAUAUAUAUCCAAGACAAGGGAAAUGUAGACUUCAUAAACAUGGCUGUAUAAUUUUGAUUUUUUUGAAUACAUUGUGUUUCUAUAUUUUUUUUUUUUGACGACAAAAGGUAUGUACUUAUAAAGGCAUUCUCUUCUUUUGUUAAUGUUAUUAGCAUAUCUUUGUGCUUUAUUAUCCUGGUGACAGUUACCGUUCAAUGUAGGCUGUGACUUGCGCUGCUUUUUUAGAGCACUUGGCAAAUCCGAAAUGCUUCUAGCUGUAUUUGUAUGCACUUAUUUUAAAAAGAAAAAAAAAAGCCAAAUACAUUUUCUGACAUUGUAAGAUUGC
Zalophus californianus (California sea lion) is the source of this 2379-nucleotide messenger RNA. It is a transcript of the gene IRF2BP2, whose product is annotated as interferon regulatory factor 2 binding protein 2. The record is from RefSeq and is a predicted model, not a curated record. NCBI's taxonomy places the organism in Eukaryota, Metazoa, Chordata, Mammalia, Carnivora, Otariidae. The coding region runs from base 141 to 1901 and encodes 586 amino acids. Gene Ontology annotation, molecular function: transcription corepressor activity. Gene Ontology annotation, biological process: regulation of transcription by RNA polymerase II. Gene Ontology annotation, cellular component: nucleus. The transcript is spliced from 2 exons.